UGCUUGGUGUACUUUUCCAAGCAGGGGCCAGGGCCAAGGAGUGAGGAGAGGACUUUUCCAGAGCAAGAGGGAGAGCUCGAAGAGGACAGAGGGGAGGAAUUGUGAAGGUCUCACAUGGACAUCAAAGAGACCAAAGGAUUGUAAAGUUGGGGUUUUUGUAACUGGCUGUUUUGACUGCUAGGUGUUUUCCCUUUGGAUUCCAAAAUGGAUUCGGGCGGAGGGCCAGCCCUGGCCUCGUUCAUCAUGAACGAAGAGGAACUGAAGAGGAAGCAGCGGGAGAAGCUGAAGAAACUGCAGGCCACUGGAGGUAACCCCCGGCCUGCUCGCUCGCUCUUCUUCUUCACGCUCAAAAACCCCUUCCGCAAAACCUGCAUUAACAUUGUGGAGUGGAAGCCCUUUGAGAUCAUCAUUCUACUCACUAUCUUUGCUAACUGUGUGGCUCUGGCUGUGUUUCUCCCAAUGCCAGAGGACGACACCAAUGCCACCAACUCCACACUGGAGAGCCUGGAGUAUGUAUUUUUGAUCAUUUUCACUCUGGAGUGCUUCCUGAAGAUAGUAGCGUAUGGGUUUUUAUUUCAUGAAGGCGCAUAUUUACGGAACUGUUGGAACAUACUGGACUUUGUCAUCGUGUUUAUGGGGCUCUUUACCCUGGCAGUUGACACCAUCAAUAAAAUAGCUGGAAUCCCUACAGAGAAAGGAGGAGGGUUUGAUAUGAAAGCUCUCCGAGCCUUUCGAGUCCUCCGACCACUUCGACUCGUCUCUGGAGUUCCCAGCUUGCAGGUGGUUAUGAACUCUGUUUUGAAAGCUAUACUACCUCUGUUCCACAUCGCUCUGCUCGUCUUCUUCUUGGUCACCCUUUAUGCUAUAAUGGGUUUGGAGCUGUUUAAAUGCAAGAUGCACAAGACUUGUUACUAUGAAGGAACAGAUAUUAUUGCCUUACGGGAGAAUGAAGUGGCAUCACCUUGUGCCCAGGCUGGAAAUGGACGCCGCUGCACCAUCAAUGGCACAGAAUGCAGGUCUGGAUGGCCAGGACCCAACUGGGGCAUCACCCAUUUUGAUAAUUUUGGCUUUGCCAUGCUCACAGUGUUCCAGUGUAUCACAAUGGAGAGCUGGACUAAUGUGCUUUACUGGGUUAAUGAUGCUAUUGGCAACGAAUGGCCAUGGGUCUAUUUUGUGUCUCUGAUUCUGCUCGGCUCUUUUUUUGUCCUCAACCUGGUUCUUGGCGUCCUCAGUGGAGAGUUUACUAAGGAGAGAGAGAAAUGUAGGUCCAGAGGGGAGUACCAGAAGUUACGAGAGCAAGAGCAAAUGGAUGAAGAUCUGAAAGGUUAUAUGGAAUGGAUUACACAUGCUGAAAUUCUGGAUGCUGAUCAGGAAGAAUUAGGUACUCAGAAUAUAUAUUUAUUUAAAACUAUAGGUGUUGAUUUUCCUCAGAUCUGGACUUCCAUGGCAUUACAUUCAUUUAUAUUUGUGUGUGUGCUCCCAGGCCUUCUUCCUCUAAAGGACAGUGGUUCAGAGACAGCCAGCCUUUAUCAAAUAGAGGGUUUAAACCGUGUAGUGUAUUAUUUUCGCCUUGCUUGUCGCUAUAAUCGUGUCUUACGGAGGAAGUGUACCAUCUGGGUGAAGUCCAAGGUGUUCUACUGGUUGGUGAUCCUGGUCGUGUUACUCAAUACUCUCGCUAUCGCCUCAGAACAUCACCCCCAGUCUGAAUGGAUGACCCAGUUUCAAGAUACUGUCAACAAAGUCCUGCUCACUUGUUUUGCAAUCGAGAUGGUCAUGAAGAUGUACGCGUUUGGCCUGCGAAUGUACUUCAUGUCGAUCUUUAACCGUUUUGACUGUUUCGUUGUUACUGUGGGCAUACUGGAGAUCAUCCUGGUUUCAGCAGACGUAAUGACAUCACUGGGCAUCUCUGUGAUGAGGUGUAUUCGACUCCUACGUCUGAUGAAGAUUACAAAGUACUGGACGUCACUAAGCAGCCUUGUGGCCUCUCUGAUAAACUCAAUUCGUUCCAUCGCCUCCCUACUCCUCCUGCUCUUCCUCUUCAUUGUUAUCUUCUCUCUCCUGGGCAUGCAAGUGUUUGGAGGCAAAUUCAACUUUGCUGACAGACCCUUGCAGCGCAGCAACUUUGACAACUUCCCACAGGCUCUCAUUAGUGUGUUCCAGGUCCUGACUGGGGAGGAAUGGGAUUCCAUCAUGUACAAUGGGAUUAUGGCGCAUGGUGGACCAACGUUCCCAGGAAUUCUUGUCUGCAUUUAUUUCAUCAUCCUGUAUGUCUGUGGGAACUUCAUCCUCUUGAAUGUGUUCUUGGCCAUUGCUGUUGAUAACCUGGGUGAAGCUGAAAGCCUUUCAUCAGCACAAAAAGAAAGAGAGGAGGAAAAAGCUAGAAAGAAGCUCAUGAGAGAGUACCUUUCACAGAAGGGCGAUGAAGAAAAAACUCUGGUGGUCAAGAGCAAACAUAAGGCUGAAGGCAUGCCUACGACAGCAAAGCUUAAAGUGGAUGAGUUUGAAUCAAACGUAAAGGAAGUGAAGGACCCAUUUCCUCCUGCUGAUUUUCCAGGUGAUGAUGAGGAGGAAGAGCCAGAGAUCCCGCUCAGUCCAAGGCCCAGACCUAUGGCUGAUCUUCAGCUUAAAGAGACGGUGGUUCCCAUGCCUGAUGCCAGCGCCUUCUUCAUCUUUGGCCCACAGAACAAGUUCCGUAAGCUGUGCCACAGGUUUAUCAAUGCAACCCCCUUCACCAACUUCAUCCUUCUUCUCAUCCUCCUCAGCAGCAUCUCUCUGGCUGCUGAAGAUCCCAUUGACCCCAAAUCCUUCAGAAACAAGAUCUUGGCUUAUGCUGAUAUUGUCUUCACAACGUUCUUCACCAUUGAGAUUGUCCUUAAGAUGACUGUGUAUGGUGCCUUCCUGCACAAAGGCUCCUUCUGCCGAAACUCCUUCAACAUUCUGGAUCUCAUUGUUGUUGUGGUUUCCCUCAUGUCUAUGGGGAUGGAGUCCAGCGCCAUCUCUGUGGUGAAGAUUCUCAGGGUGUUGAGAGUUCUGAGGCCAUUAAGGGCCAUCAAUAGAGCCAAAGGAUUAAAGCAUGUGGUCCAGUGUGUCUUUGUAGCCAUCAAAACCAUCGGCAAUAUCAUUCUGGUCACCAUGCUCUUAAACUUCAUGUUCGCUUGCAUUGGAGUCCAACUCUUCAAGGGCAAGUUCUACUCUUGUACAGAUCCACUGAAACUGACUGAAGUAGACUGUCAGGGAAAUUAUGUGCAUCAUGUGCAGAACACUCUGCACGACAUAGAGCUCCAUCAGCGGGAGUGGGUCAACAAUGACUUUAACUUUGAUAAUGUACUGAAUGCCAUGCUCACACUCUACACUGUCUCCACGUUUGAAGGCUGGCCAGAGUUGCUUUAUAGAGCUAUAGACUCAGAUGCAGAAGACAGGGGCCCGGUUUAUAACAACCGUGUGGACAUUUCCAUCUUCUUCAUCAUUUACAUUAUUAUCAUCGCUUUCUUUAUGAUGAACAUCUUUGUUGGCUUUGUCAUUGUCACUUUCCGUGAGCAGGGAGAGCAGGAGUACAAGGACUGUGAGCUGGACAAGAACCAGCGCCAAUGUGUACAGUAUGCGCUGAAAGCUCGGCCCCUCCGCUGCUACAUCCCUAAGAACCCUUGCCAGUACCAGUUCUGGUAUCUGGUGACCUCCUGCUACUUUGAGUACCUUAUGUUUUUCCUCAUCAUUCUCAACACAUUAUGUCUGGGAAUGCAGCACUGUCAUCAGUCAGACCACAUAACCAAACUGUCGGACAUCCUAAACGUCCUCUUCACAGUUCUUUUUACGAUUGAGAUGAUCGUCAAACUGAUUGCUUUCAAAGUAAAGGGUUACUUUGGAGACCCUUGGAACGUGUUUGAUUUCCUCAUUGUGGUCGGAAGCAUCGUGGAUGUCGUCCUCAGUCAGGUUGAUGCUGCUUUGGAGUCCAGUGGUGGACUGUACUGCCUCUACGGCUGUGCUGAAACAAACCCAAUGCAGGCCAUUGCUUAUGAAGAAAACGCUCGAGUCUCAAUCACCUUCUUCCGACUCUUCCGUGUCCUGCGUCUGAUAAAGCUACUUAACCGCUCUGAGGGCAUUCGCAACCUGCUGUGGACCUUCAUUAAGUCCUUCCAGGCUUUUCCUCAUAUAGCUCUUAUCAUAGUAAUGCUUUUCUUUAUCUAUGCGGUCAUAGGGAUGCAGGUAUUUGGUAAAAUUGCCCAAGUGGACGGCACUGAGAUCAACCGUAACAACCACUUCCAGACAUUCCCACAAGCCAUUCUGAUACUGUUCCGAUGUGUUACGGGAGAGGGUUGGCCAAAAGUCAUGCUGGCCUGUAUGUCUGGGAAGCUGUGCGAUCCGAAAUCAGACCAUGGCUCGGCUCCUGGAGAACAAUACAGUUGUGGAACUAACUUUGCCGUCUUUUACUUUCUGAGUUUCAACAUGUUGUGUGCCUUUUUGAUUAUCAAUUUGUUUGUGGCCAUCAUUAUGGACAACUUUGACUACCUGACCCGUGAUUGGUCGAUCCUCGGUCCACACCAUCUGGAUGAGUUCAAGAAGAUCUGGGCAGAAUAUGAUCCUGAGGCAACGGGACGAAUUAAACAUCUGGAUGUAGUAACUCUUUUACGAAGGAUCCAGCCACCACUGGGCUUUGGAAAAUUCUGCCCUCACCACUCAGCCUGCAAGCGAUUAAUUUCCAUGAACAUGCCCCUGAACAGUGAUGGAACAGUCACCUUCAAUGCCACAUUGUUUGCUUUAGUCAGAACGGCAUUGAAGAUUAAAACUGAAGGCAACUUUGAGCAGGCUAAUGAAGAAUUGAGAGCCAUUAUUAAAAGUAUCUGGAAACGGAUCAGUAUGAAGCUCUUGGACCAGGUCCUUCCACCUAUUGGAGAGGAUGAGGUCACUGUUGGGAAGUUCUAUGCCACCUUUCUGAUUCAGGAAUACUUCCGUAAGUUUAUACAGCGUCAGGAAGAGUACUAUGGUUACCGGCCUACCAAAAAAAGAGCAGCUGAGAUUCAGGCGGGUCUGCGCAGCAUUGAGGAGGAGGCUGCCCCCGAGCUCCACAGGGCCAUCUCUGGAGACCUUAUUGCUGAGGAUGAGAUGGAACGAGCCAUGGCAGGAGGAGAAGAGGGCAUCUACAGGAGAACUGGGGGUUUGUUUGGGACCAACACAGACCCCUUUUCAUCAGAGCCCAGUAGUCCUACAACAGCACAGACCAACCAACGCCCCCUGCAGUUCUCUGAGAGUCGCCUGGAGGAUGUGGAGUCUCCACCUGACUCUGUGUUCCUCCACAACAUUGAGUUCUUCCCUGCAAUGCCAACCAGAGCAAACAUCACCAAUAACAAUGCCAACUUUACGGACGAUUUUAUAUUUGAGAGAGAGUCACCAUUGGGUUUUGGCACCAGAGACCAAUCUUUUGAAGAUAUCAGAGAAGUCAGUCUGCAUCCCAGUAGAGUGUCAUCGUCUUGUGGAGAUGCUGAAGACAGACGACAGUCAGAUUUUACUGUGAGGACUGACGUCACUCAGUUCCCUUAUGAUCCUACAUAUGGCGAAAAAGAAUCUUCACCAGCAACUGAUGAGCUCAUCCAACAGGCACUAAGACAUAGUGGCCUUGAAACUCUGGCUGAGGACCCCAAGUUUGUUGCUGUGACUAAGAAGGAGAUGGCAGAAGCCAUGAAUAUCAGCCUGGUCGACAUGGAGGGAGCUGCUCAGGGCCUCCUGAAUGAAAAGGGUGGGAAAAUGGUGAAACGUAAAAGACGUCCCCCUCCAGUUCCACCCAGCGCCAAACCUGCCGAAUCAAAUGAGGCCACCACUGCAGUGUAGGCUGUUAUAAUCUAUCCACUUAUUUCAUAAUUGUCCUGAUGAGGAUACAUUGGCAUUUUACAAGCCUUAUCCUGAAAAUUCAAAUCCACUUGUUUCAUAACCUCACAUGUUCUUGAAACAAAAAUCAUUAAAUAUAUCUAACAGGCAAAGCAAACAACCAUGUGAGUGUAGCUUUGCCUAGGUGAGGUACGGCGUUGUAUUCAUUUGCUCCUUUAUUUAAAGAGUGGAUUUUUUUUAUUGGACACAGAAAAGAGUGAGUGAGAUUGACAGACAAUUUCUUAUUUAUUUCAUUACUUUGAGCAAGACGAGUUCACUCUUGAUUGCACCUGUUUCAAACCAGGGCUUCGUCUGAAGAUUUAACGUUUGAAACAUUUGAAUUCAGUCAUUAUUUCAGAGAAUAAUCUGCGAUAAGGAUAUUUCCCUGGUUCAGAAAUCAGCAGGGAUUAUGAAUGGUAAAAGGAUUUAGGUAAAGCGUUAUGACUGUAAAAAUAUACAGUACUAUACAAACGUCAUCUAUAAGAGAUUCUGUAACGUGAAGAUGCUUUCAAAAACUAAGAAAAUAUCAGGUUUUGAAAUCUAAAAAAAAUUAUGAACAGCAGAAAUCAAUUGUCAUUUUAUUUUAUUCUAUUCUAUUCAAAAUCAACAUUUCUUGCUUUUGCAUCAGUUAUCAUAUGCAGGUACAGUAAGAGUCCAUUUCUGUCCCCCAAGGUACAAUCUACUCUAAUGUACCCCCUAGGGCUCAUUAUUGGACUUCAGUGUAACUACGUGUACCUUUUCAGAGCCAAAAUGUGACAUGAAUGUUCCCAAGCAGUAAAUAAAGGGUACAAAUAAAUACCUUAGAGGGUACUGUCCCAGUGACAAACCAUUGUAAAAGCCUAAAUGUACAAUAAUGUGCUUUCUUUUCUGAGAGUGUACGGCACUUUGACACGGUUCUUCUUCAGGCCGUCUUUCACUUGCUUCUGUCUUUGCAAGUAAAAUCCGUGACAUUUUUUAUUUGCAAGGUCUUUUUCUUAAUGUGUUAUUUUCUUUAAUGACGUAUACAGUAUACAUUUGUCUGUAAUGUAUUAUUUUUGUAGAAAACGAAAGUUUCCCAUUGUAAUGCAUUACAUAUAAAAUCUAAAUUUGUAUUUUAAAAAGGUAAGACUUUUGUAUUAUACUGUAAGUUAAAAUACACUCAUCCAGCAGUAACAGGGAAGACAAAAUGAAAUGUUGACUUUACAUGCAAGUGCAUGCACAUCAUUUCAGUGAUGGUUCUACUGAUGUCAGAUGAUGUGUAUGAACGGCUGCUGGCUGUGGUAAUGAAUUUUGAAUAAUCACUGAAACUUUUAAUUUAUUUCAGGAAUAAAUCCAGUUGCUGCUGUAA
Molecule: messenger RNA, 7186 nt
Organism: Neoarius graeffei (lesser salmon catfish)
Lineage: Eukaryota; Metazoa; Chordata; Actinopteri; Siluriformes; Ariidae
Gene: cacna1sb
Product: calcium channel, voltage-dependent, L type, alpha 1S subunit, b
Exons: 44
Coding region: 205-5823 (1872 amino acids)
Biological process (GO): calcium ion import across plasma membrane
Cellular component (GO): voltage-gated calcium channel complex; membrane
Molecular function (GO): calcium ion binding; high voltage-gated calcium channel activity
Source: RefSeq, a predicted model, not a curated record